Messenger RNA from Monomorium pharaonis (pharaoh ant), 3762 nucleotides. RefSeq lists its product as uncharacterized. The coding region runs from base 310 to 2328 and encodes 672 amino acids. NCBI's taxonomy places the organism in Eukaryota, Metazoa, Arthropoda, Insecta, Hymenoptera, Formicidae. The transcript is spliced from 2 exons. The record is from RefSeq and is a predicted model, not a curated record.
AAAUGAUAAAAUAAAUAAUAAUUUUCAUUAAUUUCUGAGUUACAGCGUAAAAAGAAUAAAUUUAUGUUUAUAUUUAUUAGAUGUUAAUGAAAAAUAUUGAAAAGAAAAUAUCUAAGAUAUAUGCUUUUAGACACGUAUACUUGUUAAAUUCGACAUUAAAUAUUUCUGUUGAUUAAUUCUAAUUAAUUAAAAUUUAUACAAAAUUUUGUACCUUGGUAGUUUACAUCGAUAAGUCGAGGAGUGGCAAAUUAAGCUGAAUACGUAAGCUAUUCUGUCUCAGAAGCGAUCUUCAGUAAACUUUUAAUCAACAUGCCUGUCAACGGAGUUCGUGUACUGCCGGACAUACCGAAGAAUAUGCUGAACAUGGAGAUCUUGAUUCGAGAAUUCGAGACUGGCUCGAUGUCGGCUAAUGGCUGUCGGGAUACCGCAUCGAAAGCGUCAAGUUUGAAGGACGGUAACUUCGUCAAGAAGAUCGUCGAAGCUUACGAGUCAAGCGUAUGGAUGGCUAACGAGAAUAGUCAGCGGGAACGAGUUAAGGAAAGAUCCAAUUCCUUCAACACUUUUGAUGUCAUUCACAAUCGGAAAAGCGACUCGAGUCUCACAAUAUAUGACGCACCAAGCUCGCAAUGUCGAAAGAACUUAAACGAAAAAUUCGAGAUCUUUUCGACUCCAUUCGAGUCACACGAGGUCGAAGAUGAUUUCGUAAUUUUUAAUCGGUAUCGUUCGGAGAGCAGCGAGAAAACGGGGACAUGGAUGAGAUCUUCUUCUAAAAUCAAUAUGUACAGCUCCAUGGGCGAGCUAUUGACGAAUGCACACUCUAACCCUUUGAAAAGGAGUGAAACAUGGAAUCUGAAGAAAAGAGAUCAAAAGUUGAAUGCUAAAACGAAGAAUAAAGUAAUUUGCUCAAGCCCUUUGGAGGAUGUUGAAGACAAAGAUUUAAAUUGCGAGGAUCCUCUUGACGAUAUCUUGACAAGUUCUUGCGACUCUAGCAGCAAUAACAGCUACAAAAACUUCCAAACCAAUCUGUACAACUUCGAAAAGGAACAAUGGCAGCCUGAGUUCGCCUCGACUUCAUUGUCAUCGUUAAAAUCUUGCUCGGAAUUGUCGCGCAAUAAUAUAAAUAGUGCUGAUGAUAGUCUACUGGACUCAUCUUUCCAAGACGUAACUGUUACAUCUCCUAAGGAUACUCUGAAGAUCCGAGAGAAUCUUCAAGAUUCUGAACCGGUUUCAAGUUUGUCGUCUGAUUUCGACCAGAAGUUGUCGCGAACAGUUGCCGCUUCGUUGAAUGACGAUCAACUGAUCAAUAUCGACAACGAUAUCCGCAUGACGUGGAUGUCAACACUGGGCAAGAAGUUGUCGCGAAAGAGACCGCUGAAAAAGUUGUUGGAGUCAUUCAACACUAAGUUAUCGAUCUAUAAGAAAGUCUGGAGAAAAUCAAGCAAAUCAGCAAAGAAGCAGCCGAAGGAGUACAACUCCGACUCGGGAUUUACCGAACGAUUUCUGUCCUCAUCGUCCUCUUCCUCGCGCAAGUCUUGGUGCUCCGAUCCCGAUGUUGAAGGGGAGCCACCGGCACCGCCGACUUUUACGACCUUCGGCCGCACGAGAAACACUUGCGUCAGUGACAAAACCUGGCCAAAGAGUUCUCGCAUGAUCCUUAUUGAAGUGCCCCGCAAAGAAUUCACGAGCGAUUCUAAGCCUUUCGACUCAAGCCUCUGGGUUCAACCCCGUUCAACCAUCUCCCGCAAAGAGAACUGCGAGACUGUUGAACCAUCACUGAAGAGCACAAUGCUCCCGAGUUCUUCAAAGUUCGAGGUCUCCUGCGGAUACCCGCCGCUUUCUAAGCACCCUUAUCUGACCCGAAACGGGAUCCCCAAACAUCCCUUCGUCGCAAAGACAAAGCUGGAUCAAGAGACAGAGGAAAAGUCGAUAGAGGAAGAAGAGAUGAAAUGCGACGCAAAGGAACGGGAAUCUGAUACGCGGGAGUUGGAAUCUUCAAAUACGUCUUCUAUAAUUCAAACUGAACUGCAUCUCUCGUGCUCCAAGAUGUCCGAGAAAUCGUUGGGUUUAUCUCCAAAUAUAAACUGCGAUUUGUUGAGAUCACGUCCGUGCAAGUCAACGUCGGAACUCGAUAGGCUCGUUCCUAAGCAAACACCGAUCCAUAAUAUCCAUAUGUGCAGUACAGAAUUCUUAUCUACUAUGCAUAAUAAUCGAUACAUGAAGAAAGAGUCGGCUUCUUUUGACCGUUAUGCCACCGUGACUCCGAAGAACCUGAGAUUCUUCAUGUCGCGGGAGAAAUCACAAGCAAUCGAAAGGAGUCUCAACGCCUAGAAGGACAUCGACAACAUUUCCCCUCAGGACGGACUUUCGACUAGGUGGAAUUUUCCAGAUCACGAUUUAAUUAAACUUCGUCGCCGAACUACGUGACGCUGGAUAGUAAUUAAUUUAAAUUACGGUCGAGCUUUUCACAAUCGAGUGUUUAAAAAUUACUUUACAACCGUUCGACAUGUAUUUAUGAUUCAAACUGUGCACGUCACUUCACUUAGUUUUAGGGUCGAUUCUUAAUUUUAUUGGCGCCCUUAGGCCGACGUGAUUUGGAUUUAUGCCGAUUUCUAGCAUCCGUUGCUUACGCCGGAAUAGUCGGCAGAUCAUUGGCAGACGAUGAAUUUAGUCGCAUCAAUCCACUUUGACGUAUUGAUAUUAAUUAAUACCGCAAAUACUGUUGUUAAUACUCGUUAAGCUCAAUAGGAUUCCAACUUAAUGAGAGAAUUUUGACUGAUAAUUUAAUUUAUCUAUUUAUUUAUUUAUUUAGUAAGCCAUUUACAUUUUUCUAUGACAGUGCUCAACGAAGUUGAGUGUCUUUUUUGUGUCUUAUAAUAAUUAUCUUUUAUAUAUAGAUAUUCUUUUUUACUACUUUAUUGUUUUAUACUACCGAUUUUGAUGCGAUACUUGCUAUAUUUGCAUGGUAAAAUGCAAUCUAUUAGAAACCGAUAAUAAGGUGAUUUAAAAAGUUAAAAAUUCCACUUGUACGCGUUUAUCUACUUUUUUUGAAAAUAUACAGUACGAGCACUCGGACAGAUUUUUACCAAAGAGAAGCUAAAUGGUAAUGUAAUUAAAUUUUUGAAAGUUUUAUCGAAAAAAGUAAUAUAGUAAUACCUUACACAUUUUUUGUAAAUUUCGCGAAUUGGCAUUGCGCAUGAAAUAGCAUUGUUAAUCUUUCAUGUAACAUUCUUAACUUUUUUAAUAUUUUAUUUAAUAUUUUAUUGAAUUUUUCUGUGUUUUUCAUAUUGCACAAGAGGUAAAAGGAAUAUGGCAUUCGCGAAUAGUUCUAUUUUCUUGUCCGUUUCUCUCGUCGAAAUCGGUAGGUUUUGAUACAUGACAGAUUCGUGAUAUUGUGCAUCUCGUUCAUUUCUCGCGAAAUGACCGAAGAAUAUAAGCCAUAUGAGGAGCGGUCAUGUAAUCUUUAUCCUGACAAAGAUACUCUUCUCGAGUCUUUCGUAUUUCUUCCAGAAAUGUUGAAGAUCUCGAGUAGCAGUAUACGGAUUGCUAGUUGUACAAUAGCGAUUUCACAGCUUUUCACGUAGAAAGUUAUAUUGUAAUUUAUGUAUAAUGAAAUGUAGAAAUAAGUGACAUUUUGAUACGAUAUUGUAUAUGAUUGAUUGUGCAUAUAUGUUCGAGAGUUUAAUAUAUAUAGAAUGUCUCAUUUAACUUUAGAACCUUACAGUCCUUCAAAUAAAUAAGUCUUCCUAAUAAAGCUUUUUUAAU